This is a messenger RNA of Loxodonta africana (African savanna elephant), 1438 nucleotides long. Its product is annotated as olfactory receptor 9Q2. The record is from RefSeq and is a predicted model, not a curated record. Gene Ontology annotation, cellular component: membrane. Gene Ontology annotation, molecular function: G protein-coupled receptor activity; olfactory receptor activity; odorant binding. The transcript has a single exon. Gene Ontology annotation, biological process: sensory perception of smell; G protein-coupled receptor signaling pathway. Bases 58 to 1002 code for a protein of 314 amino acids. NCBI's taxonomy places the organism in Eukaryota, Metazoa, Chordata, Mammalia, Proboscidea, Elephantidae.
GCAGGGGCCCUGUGAUGUGGUUCCUGUCUUCGCCCUCACUGAUCAACUGUUGGAGGGAUGGCUGGGAGAAAUUUCACCGUGGUGACCGAGUUCUUCCUUUUUGUGUUCACUGAGCAUCCGGAGUGGGGGCUUCCUCUCUUCCUGGUGUUUUUGAGUUGCUAUCUUGUUACUCUGCUGGGGAAUGCAGGGAUGAUCAUCCUGAUCCGCAAAGAUCGCCGGCUCCAUACCCCGAUGUACUUCUUCCUCAGCCACCUCUCCUUUGCGGACAUCUGCUACUCUUCCGUCAUUGUCCCUCAGAUGCUGGAUGUGCUGCGGGAACAUGGUGCUGUCAUCUCUCAAGCUCGCUGUGCAGCUCAGUUCUUCCUCUUUACCUUCUUUGCCUCCAUUGACUGCUACCUCUUGGCCAUCAUGGCCUAUGACCGCUACGUGGCCAUAUGUCAACCCCUGCUCUAUGUCACCGUCAUGACUGAGAAGGACUGCUUAGGGUUAGUAGCUGGGGCUUAUGUGGCUGGUUUCUCUGGUGCCUUUGUUCGAACAGUCACAGCCUUCACGCUUUCCUUUUGUGGAAACAAUGUGAUCAACUUUAUUUUCUGUGACCUGCCUCCUCUGUUAAACCUCACAUGUGGGGAAAGCCACACCCAGGAGGUAGUGAUUAUUGUGUUUGCCAUUUUUGUCAUGCCCGCUUGUAUACUGGUGAUCUUGAUGUCCUACCUGUUUAUCAUUGUGGCUAUCAUGCAAAUUCGCUCUGCUGGGGGUCGAGCCAAGACCUUUUCUACCUGUGCCUCCCACCUCACUGCCGUGGCUCUCUUCUUUGGCACGCUCAUCUUCAUGUACCUGCGAGAUAGCUCAGGACAGUCCUCGAAGAAAAAUCAGGUGGUGUCAGUGCUGUACACGGUGGUGACCCCCAUGCUGAACCCCCUCAUCUAUAGUCUUAGGAAUAAGGAGGUAAAGGAGGCUAUUAUGAAAGCUCUGGGCAGGUCAAAAUAUUUUGGGGAGCCCUAGAGGGUCCCUUGUGAAAUACUUCAUUGCUUAGUUUCUCCAUCCUUUCUAUCUUUUCUCAAACGUCACCUUCUUGGUGAGGCUUUCCCAUAAAACCCUACUUAAAAUUGCACCUGAACUACCUCCCCUUCUUGAUUUAUUAUUCUGUAUACUACUUGUCACCAUCUAUAUACUAUAUACUUGUAUGAUAUUGUUUAAGUCUUGUAAUUAGAAAGCAAACUAUAGCAGAGUAAGAAUUUCACCUGUGAGCUUCAUUUCAUGCCCAGUGCCUACCAAAGCACCUAGCACAUACAAGGCAUUCAAUAAAUAUUUGUUGAAUGAAUGAAUGAAUCUCAGGUUCCAGUCUCUUAGCUGAGAACACAGAUGUCAAACUAUAUUCAUAAGAGCUCUGGACCAGCAGUUAGAAGAACCAAACUGCUUUUGAGCUCUACCUUUAAGU